Eublepharis macularius is the source of this 10845-nucleotide messenger RNA. RefSeq names its product impact RWD domain protein (gene IMPACT). Gene Ontology annotation, biological process: regulation of translational initiation. The transcript has 11 exons. Gene Ontology annotation, molecular function: protein binding. The coding region runs from base 54 to 1016 and encodes 320 amino acids. The record is from RefSeq and is a predicted model, not a curated record. NCBI's taxonomy places the organism in Eukaryota, Metazoa, Chordata, Lepidosauria, Squamata, Eublepharidae. Gene Ontology annotation, cellular component: cytoplasm.
UAUCUGGGUUGCGGAGCCUACCGGAGAGAAGAAUUUAGCCUCUUUACUACCCAAUGGCGGCAGCUGACCCGGAAACGGCCCAAAGACAAACAGAAGAAAUUGAAGCCCUCUCUGCUAUAUAUGGUGAUGAAUGGUGUGCUGUUGAUGAAGAUGAGAAGAUAUUCUGCAUUAAGAUUAGUGAUUGUUUGGAACAGCCAAAGUGGACUCUUUGUUUGCAAGUGAACCUGCCCCCUGAAUAUCCAACUGCAGCACCACCUAUUUAUCAACUUAACGCUCCUUGGCUUCUUGGACAGGAGUAUGCAGAAAUAGCAAAUAACCUGGAAGAAAUCUAUGCACAGAAUCUUGGUGAAAAUAUCAUUUAUCUGUGGGUAGAGAAGAUACGGGAAAUUUUGACAGAAAAAUCUCAGUCCUCUGCUCCAGGACCAGAUAUUAAGAAAAUUACUGAAGAAACUAUUGUGGACCAGCAUGAAGAAGACUUUUCACUGGAGCGUCAACCGUUUCAGCAAUAUACAGCCAUACCUCUGAAUUUUCAUCUUCCUGAAAGUGAAGAAGAUGAAGAGUUACCUCCGAUCUGUCAUGGAAACCCAAUCACAGACCGAAGGAGCACUUUCCAGGCACAUUUAGCACCUGUUGUGACCCCUAAACAGGUGAAAAAUGUUCUUGCCAAAUUGUACGAGAAUAAGAAAAUAGCCAGUGCUACUCAUAACAUAUAUGCAUACAGGAUAUACUGUGCAGACAAGCAGACUUCCUUACAGGAUUGUGAAGACGAUGGAGAGACAGCUGCAGGUGGUCGUCUUCUCCAUCUCAUGCAGAUCUUGAAUGUUCGCAAUGUCUUGGUUGUGGUGUCUCGGUGGUAUGGUGGUAUCUUGCUUGGACCAGAUCGUUUUAAGCAUAUCAACAAUUGUGCUAGAAAUAUACUGGUGGAACAGAACUACACUGAUUUUUCUGAAAAUGUUUCUAAGCAACCGGGAAAGAACAAAAGAAUACGGAAAGACAAAAAGAAAACCGAUUGCUAAUUCAUUUGUACAGCCAGGUUUUAACUUUCACUUCAUUUGACUUAAUUAAAUAUAACUGUUCAAUUGCUAAAAGGAAUUUUUGAAAGUCAAAAUAUUUUCACUCCAAGACAAGAAACAUUAUCUGUUGCUACAAAAUAUUCCCUUAUUGAGAAAAAUUUAGCAGCAGACUCAGGAAAUCUUUUCAGAUUUGCUCAGGUACUGAAAUCUGAAACAAAUAUGUUUUCCUGUAAAUUCUGUUAUUUUAAUUUAAGAAUCAUUAAACCAGGCAUAUUGUAGAUUCACUAUCAUCCUUUCCUCCCUAGGGAAAUUGUGAUAACAUAGGUCAGUAAGUACCCAUUACACCAAGAAGGAAUCUUCAGCGUUUUUGAAAAUACGCAGUUGGAUUUGACAAACUUGUCAAGUUUGAGUCUGUACUGGUAUUUAGUUUCUAAAUUCUCUGAUUGGCAGGGUUCUGUGCUAUUGUCAGGUAGCCAAACUAGCUCUUAUGGGUAAUUUUUUAAACAGCAUAUAACUUGUUUCUGUUGAAAAUAAUGAAAUGUAAAAUAAAUUAACUCUAGAUUAUGCACUUUAUUUGGUUCAGAUUUAUAUUUUUACAAAUAUAAACAAAAGAAACAGGCAGCUACAAGACCUUCUUUUCAAUUCCAUUCAGUGUUACCAUUUUAUUUCACCUCCACUAGUCAUAAAACAUUGACAGCCACUGACAAAGACAAGAUCUUGUGAACAGAGAGAAGGUGGAAGCUUUAAAAAAUAUGAUUACUGUAGUGACUCAGGGUUUCGUUAUCAGUAAAAAAAAACAAGCUUUGAUUUUUGUUAAUAUUGGGCAGUAUCCAACAACUCUGGAUAUGGAAGGUAUCAUUCAUUGUCAGUCUUCUGUGCAGUCCCACAUGGGAUUGCUCAUGUAUAGGCCUGCCGAUCGGAUAUGUUGUGCAUCUUUUAAUCCACAAUUUUCCGUUCAGCAUGGGGCCUCAGAUAUAUGGAUGUUGGAGAUAAUUGAAAAUGGUUAUAAAGUUGAGUUUGACAGUUUACCAUGUCUGAGUCUUCCUCCUAAAUUUACACAGAACACUUCACUUGCUCUGGUCAUAGAGCUGAGAUCAUUAUUAGAGAAAGGGGUAGUUCAGCAGGUCCCUGCAUCCAAAUCCUAAUUGGAGUUUUAUUCCAGGUUUUUCCUGGUCCAGAAAAAAGGAUGAGUUUCAGACCCAUAUGAGCCAGUUUGGUGUAGUGGUUAAGAGUGUGGGACUCUAAUCUGGAGAACCAGGUUCGAUUCCCCACUCCUCCACUUGAAGCCAGCUGAGUGACCUUAGGUCAAUCACAGCUUCUAGGAGCUCUUUCAGUCCCACCCACCUCACAGGGUGAUUGUCGUGAAGAUAAUAAUGACAUACUUUGUGAAGUCCUCUGAGUGAGCAUUAAGUUGUCCUGAAGUGCAGCAUAUAAAUAAAAUAUUUUUAUUAUUAUAUUAGAUUUAAGAGAACUAAACAGAUGAUUUCGGAUGAUGACCCUUAACAUGUUUUUUUUUCUUUUUUUCUUUUUUCUAAAUACAUUUUAUUUCAGUUUAUAAACUCAAAAAUAUAAGCAUAUAAUCACUAAAUCAUACAUCUUCUAUCAUCUACUUCUACAUUUAUCUACAUAAAACAAACUAGGCAUUUUAAAAUAAACAUAAACUAACAUCAUUCAAAUAAUUCUAAUCGUAUAGUUCACAUAUCAGUAUGGACUUGGCUUAUAUAUUCCUGAUUUUUCAUUUCUAUUUCAAUAUUUCUAUUCUAUCUUUACUGUUUAUUUUCAUCCCCACUAAAGAUUUUGUUAUAAACAUGUAUUAGAAACAUUUUGCUGAUCUCUUUACCUAUUCUCAUUUAAACUUAAAAUUCUUACUUAUUCUUGAUUAUUUCCCAUUUUUCUUGAAAUUCUGAGGUUGGUCUAUUAUGUAUAUAAGAUGUUAAUUUUGCCAUCACAUAUUCAUCUAAUUUAUUCUUCCAUUCCUUCAGAUCUGGUCAUUUAUUGCCUUUCAUUUUGCUGCAAAAAUCUCUCUUGCCACCAUCGCCAUAUACUUGAAUAAUUCACUAUAUAUUUUUGUAAUACUGCUUGGUAUAACAUUUAACAACAUAUUUUUGAAGUUUGUCACAAAUUUAAAUUUUAAUAUUGUUUGCAUUUCUUCAUGUAUUUCUAUCCAGUAUUUCCUUGCUGCUUUACACGUCCACCAAUGUUGAACAGCAAGGCCUUGGUGAGUCAUGCAGGCUGUCUGGUAGUUACAGCCAGGCCUGUUGAGUCUGUCUUCAAAAGCCCAAGCAGCCCUGGAAAAAGAGCUCUGUUCCUUUCUGCCUUUUACUGACAUAAUUCAAGGCUGGCAAUACUGUUUUGGUUGCCUAGCAACAGCCAUGUAGGGCAUUUUCUGUUCAUGACUCAAGUCUCUAUAUGUAAGUAUCCACAAAUGGGGCAGGUUGAGAAUUAAAUAUAUUAAUGCCACAAAAUUUCCAGCACAUGGAAAUCUCAUGUUGACCUUGUGAACACUUUUUUCUUUUGAAGUCCAGGAUGUUAUCCCAUAGGAGCAAAAUCCUAGUAAGUUUUGGUCUUAGAGAAAAAUUAAAAGUUCCCAUUUGAAGAGAUUGCUCUCUUCUUUGAUGACUGAAAUAUAUUUAAAAUUGAAAUAGAAGUAUGAGGAAACUGGAUUAUCUUUAAGAAUUGUUUCUUCCCAAAGAUUAGGUCUGUCUUUUCAUGGAUUGCAAUUUUUAUGUACCAACCCUGCUGUAGGGUUGUCGCCACAGAAAAAUAGCAGAAUGUAAUCUGCUAGUGUUUGGCUUAACUAUAUCACUUUAACAUUUACUUGUGGGUGGUAAAGUCUCCUACUGUGAAUUUAUUUCUCCUUUCAUCUGUUUUAAUUUAUGAUCCAAUUCUGCAAAGUGACAUGGACACAGUGAUAUUGAAUGAGUUAGAUUAGAUUUUUUUUAAUUUAUGGCACUUUUGCCAAAAUCCAAGGGAAGCAAUCUUGAUAGCUGUUAACCACACAAGUAUAAACACAGUCUCUGACAGAAACUCUAUUUUAAAAACCAUUAAAUUUUUUUUUGAAUUUUGUUCUUGAUAUUGAAUAGUGUAAAUCUGUUCUCAUUGUUGAAGGGGAAAAACUGCUUAUGUAAGGAGUAUUGGAAGGUUCAAUACUGGAUGGAGCAGAAAAUGUAUAUAUCAUCCUGCAAAGCAUAUUGCAAAGCAAUUAGAUUCAAGGGUUCUCAUAACUGAAAAUGGAAAAUAGUGUAAUGGAUGUUAAGUGCCUAACUUCUGUUCCUCAGGAUUGUUUCCUUAACAGUCAAUCUACCUGCAGAGUUGGAGUCUACAGAGUCCAUCUACACAUUACGAAGUCCCGAAUGUCUGCCUGUCUAGCUGUUCCUCCAUGGGGAACAGAUAGUUUUUCUGAAAACAUUACCUUACUUGAAGACUAAAAUUCCACAAGGCUGUUUUCAUAAAACUGCAUUGCCACGGACUCAAAUGACUACACUUCUAAGUAUGCUUAGCCAACCGAAUGAGAAGAGGAUAUAGCCAUAAAAGACCUGUUUUAAAGAUCAUACCUGAUCUUUAAAAGUGCUGGCAGUGUUUGAAGAAUUAAGGAAAAGAGGUGGUAAAUCAGCAACAGAAGAAUCAGUUGAGUUAACUGAAGACACACAUGACAAUGGUCAAGCCUUCCUAGGGAUUACGAAGAAUAGACAAGAGGGCUCCUCCAAGUCGGAAACAACCAAUAUCUAAGGAAAAACCUUGAAGGUCAAAAGAAAUUUUUAAAUUUUUAAAUAUAUUUUUGAAUGCAAAGUGCUGAAGUGUCAAACAUGCAAUUUCUAUUAAAUAUUACACAUAAGUAUCAAUAGAUCAUCCCAUAAAUAUCCAAUAAAUAUCCAAAUAUACAAUUAUAUACAAAUACAGUCAUGAGUUCAACUGGUAAAGUUCAAUCUUAUGAAGAUAAUGCAUUUCCGCCACAAUAUUUGUGGCAAUACUACUUUUUGUACAUCAAGCAAAGAAGGGUCAAGUAGGAUCUGCACAUAAAGACACACCAUAAAGAAUGGUGAUAGAAAAUGGGAUGAACUGGAUGAACUAGGAAUGGUAGUUUAAGAGAGGAGCUGGAUGUAUUUGAGCCAACUCUGCUUCUUUUCUGAUUCAAGGCCUGCUUACAGAAGCAGAACAACAGCCGUAUUUAGUCCUGUCCCCCCUCCUUCUUUUCAGUGUCUCAGGCUCAAAGAAUGGCAUGUGAGAAAAAGCUAGCAUCCAGAGUUAUACCUUAGAAACUUCAGACUUCCUGAGCUAAGCUAAAGACACAAGGGAGUUACAAAGGGAACAAUAGAACCUUGACUUUUUUAGUGUUAAACGUAACAUCACAAGCUCAGCAAGACUAUUCCUUAGAGAUGGAAGGAAAGACCAGCCUCCUGAGUGAUGUAGAGAGGGAGGAAAUUGAGAAUUUGGGAAUAUAUUAGCCCUCAACUGAGGGGCAAAACAGGUGGCUUCUUCUGCAUGAACUUCUCUUCAUUGGUCUGCUCUACAUGCUAGUUUUGGGUAAGAAUUAAGUGUAUGUUUUGAGUGUAGUAUGAAUUAGAUUCUGGAAAAUAAUCGCAGAAGUGCAGAUGGACUCCUUGCAUAUGCCUUCUGGGCAGAAAGUGUGUCUGGAUGAUUUUAGGGUUGAUCUUCGUCUGUUCUGCAUAUCUUGUACUCAACAAUUUUGGUUAAUUUUCUAGACAUGUUAAGGUCCACACAGAGUCAAUAAGAUCCAUGGUGUCCUGAAAUUCUCAAGACCAGAUCAGUCUGGUGGGGUUGGUGAUUGGCUUGAGAUAGGGAUGAGUCAGAGUAGAAAUCUUCCCUAUAAAUCCUGUUUCUGACAGAUGUAGAAAACUAGAAAAAAGGGAGAUUUGGAUGGGUAUCCUGUCUAGAUAGACCCUUCAAAGCAGAACUAGAAAUACCCAGAAAGCAAUGAAUGAUUCUGUCCUUAAAACUAAGGUAAAACCUUUACUCCUGUUGCAAUAAUUGUAUUAUUUUGUAUUGUAUUUAACAUUCUGGAAAUUGCAAAACAGUGGGAUGUAAGGUAUUGAUGAUCUAUAUUCAAACACAUUCUGAAGUCUUACAUUUUCUUCAUUGUGAGGCUGGAUGCAAGCUAAUAGUUCAUUGGGCCAUUUAUUCCAAUCUAAAAGCUCUUAGGUACAGCCGUAAGAUCUAUAUAACAUGACCUCUUCUUCCGUGCCCAGCUUCCAGGCAUCCUAUCAGUUCUUAACGAGGGAUGAUGUCCAAGGCUGUUGUCAACUUGCUGUAUGGAUCAUGGAGUUCUUGUUAUAGACGCCAGCAAUUUAUUGGGAGCAAAUGCUGAGCUGCAGUAUAUGAUAUGAAGACCGUCUCAAUGGCUUCUGUAAGGAAUGGCAUACCUUCCUUUGUGUUUUCAUCUUGAAUGGUAGUCUAUUUCAACGCAUGGAUUUACUGCCAACAUUUUUAAACAAAUAACUAGCAGUGUAGUCUUCCAGUCUCAAAGAAAUCACUUAAGUCUCCAGAAAGCAGCUGAAAAGGCUGAAGAGUCAUCCUUCAUUGAAUGAGCCUGAAGAGUGAAAAAAACCAAAACAUUUAAUUAGACAACAAUGUCCAGAAUGCUUCCGAGUAGGGCACAGUAAAUCUCUUAUGCUAUGUUCCAUUUAAGCAAUAGCUAACUUAUCUUUAGGUGGAUGAUUGAGAGGAAAAGAGGCAACCAUCAUAAAAGGACAGUUUCACAUACUCAAGAUUUCAAGCGAUAUUGGUAAUCAUAUGAAUAACUUGUGUGAAUUUCCCUUGAGGAAAAAAAGUAUUCAAAAAGUGUUGCUCUAAUUCUCUGCUGCUUACCUUUUCACAGGAACAAGAUUUAGGAGAAUUCAGGCAACUAGUUUGAUAUUAUAAGUCACAUGAAUAAGCUGAUGUGGGGUGCUUUCUUAACUUUUUGAAUGGAUUUACAAGCCACAAAUGUUUGAUACGAGUGGGAUGUAUCAAGCCUUGGAAAAUUUACAAAAUGUGUGUUAAUCUGUAACAUCAUAACACUUGUUAACUAAUGUGUCAAUUCAAUCAAAGCUAUAUACAUUCAAUUUCAGGCGACUGAUGUAACCAUGCUGUCACAGCCUCAAGACCCUUGGCCAAGGAAUCUGGAGUGAGAUCAGACUGGCCGUCCAUCAGCAGAUAGAGCUGGGUGUCAUCUGCAUACUGGUGACAACCCAGCCCAAAGCUGCAAGCUAACUGGGCAGUGGGGCACAUAUAGAUGUUAAAUAGCAUGGGGAGGGGAGAAUCGCCUCCUGAGGGACGCUGCAUACCAAAGAAUUGCCAAACGUGCCCCCUUCGAGCCUCAGCCAAUCAGUUUCAAAUAGUGGAUUGGAAUGUUGAAAAGGGAAAAAAAGAGUUUGGCAGUUUUAACUGUUGGCUAGCUGACAGAUUUAAGGUAGGGUUGCCAGCCUCCUGGUGGAAUCUGGGGAUCUCCUGGAAUUACAAUUGCUCUCCAGACUACAGAUCAGUUCCUUUGGAAAAAUGGCUGCUUUGGACUCUGAUAUUAUACCCUGCUGAGGUCCCUCCCUAAGUUCCACCCCCAAAUCUCCAGGAAUUUUCCAAACCGGAGUCAGCAACUGUUGAAGGUUGUUGGAUUUUGGUAGGAGAAGGGUGAGGAGGUCUGCUGGUUAGGCAGGGAUUCCAUUAAGGACUUUAGGGUUUUUGAAGUUAGGUAGAAUUUGGGUGCUGUUCUUGUCAAAAACAGUUAACUGUUCCAUGUUUCCUUUCUGUUCCAUGUUACAAGUCUGAAUCAGUCAAACAAGAAAUCUGCUUUGUAAAUAUUACAUUUCCUCAGGCCCCAGCUCCCCAGUAACUAGGUUGUUGUAAUACUGAGAGGGCUGGAAAAAAGUCAAACAACCAAGCCAUGCAUAUCACUGAAACAAACCUGUUUCUUGUUUUCAUCAAGCCUACUGUGUGUUUCCUUCAGGCCUUCAUAACAGGUCAAGUGAAUGCUGGGUGGCACCCUGAAUUCAGGCAUUGCCCUCACUGAGAACUAGGAGACUAAGCAGUCCCCAAAGCAUGUCUGUCAGUCUGUCUGUCUGUCUGUCUCUAAAGUUUGUAAGCUGUGAAAUUUUAAGUUCCUAGUCUGAAGAUGGGUCGUUGUCAUAUAGACCAAAUCUGCUUUACACCAGAGGUGCCUGUGCUAGAGAGCAAAUAUCUUGAGCUUCAAUUGUUCAGAUCUCUUACUGGAGAUCUGAUUCUGGAAAUUAAUAGUAUCUUUAGAAAAAUCUGAUUAAUUCAGUUUAUGAAACAAGGGAGUCCACUAUUGGUGUAAUUUUGUGUGAAGAGUAUUGUAACCUAUAAUUUUCAAAUUAGACAUGUUUCAAAGCAAUUCACCUUACUGUGCAUUAUCAGGUUCAUUUAUGACAUUCAGCUGCAGGCGCAGAGAAAAAUAAAUAGUUCUUGUUGCUUGUUUAGAAGUGGGGAACUGGGACUUCUCUCAAACAUCUCUUCAAAAAGAAGUACUUGGAGGAUUGCAUUAGGUAAGCAAAUGAAUUUCUGGGGAUUUAAACAGGCCACAGGCAUCCAUCAGUAACUAUGAUUUAAAGAGAAGGGAAUUGAACAGCUAUGUUUUUAAAGGUCAUAGAAAUUGUCCCCAAAGGACCAGGUACAUUUUCUUUGCAAGGAUAAUAUAGAUGCAAAGACAGGUACUUAAAAUAUCACAUUUGUUCUUAUGGAGGACAUUGAUUAAGUACCCUAACAGGUAUUUUUUCCAUUACUAACUGAAGUAUUGUGAGUUCUAGUUUCCUUUAUUAAAGCAAAACUAAAAAAACAAGCAAAUGUGGCAGUUUGCCCUUUUGAUUUACUGCUGCUAACAUUCUUGGAAAAGAAUCAGUUUUCUUGAUAGGAGAGGAGAGCUGAAGAUUUCUAGCUGGGGUGAGUAGAACUGGGAUGCAGGUACAGCUGGGCUCCAUGAGUCCAGCCUUGAGGAUCUGAAGCAGGGCUAGUGAAAAUACUGCUUGCUUUAGCAGUGCCGGAUCACUUACUAACACCUUACUGAUGAAAAUCAACAUGCAUGUCUGGAGAAAUGACCCCCCAGCGAAGGAUGUAUCCCAAUAUUUUGGUAAUUGUGACUGCACUCUUUCCAUGAACAGGGACUCAGCAGCAAAUCAAUAGUUGGCAGAAAGGAGGGAGUUGAAGCACCAAGCACAGAGUACUCAAAUUCUAGGUUUUUCUAAUUCCUGCUGGUAAGUCACACACACUUGGAGUACUUUACUUUAAAUAGGUAGACCUGUACUGUUUUGAAAACCAAGAGGAAUUUUGUUCUUUUGGUUAAAGUACUAGAAAAAAUGUAAGUGUCCAACAGUUCAAAGUUAGCUUCAUCAUGUGAAAUGGCAUAGUGUGCACUAUAGUGUGCCUUAAUGCUAAUGUGUGUUCAUUUAUAUCUAUGUCUAUUAGAGACAACACAUCCAUGCCCUUCCCCUUUCCUAUCUCAGCCCUAGUUAGGAAACUGAAGCUGGAAGAAUUCCAAAAUCAAGCAAUUAUUGCUAACAAGAUUUUUAAAAAGCAUACCCAAAGGUAAAGAGGUGGUGGUGUUUUAGCAGGGACAGGGACCAGAAAGCAAGGAUUGAUACUUCGGAAUGGUUGUAGUGUACACAAUAUGCUCUGCUUGUAUAUUCAUAAAUAAAGGCAACCUAGAUCUCCAGCACUGCCCCAUCCAAAGGAAUCCUCCUUCCCAAACUUCUCAUUGAUCAAGGGGAGUAGAUUGGGAGAAACCAUUAUGAAGACUUCCAAAGGUGUGUCUAGUGCAGCUAAAUGUGAAUGUCUGGCAUAAAAGAAAGAAACAUCUGUAUUCAAACAUGAGAUAAAUCCAGCUUGUAUCAGCACAAACCAUAGCCAAUCUGAAUUCCCUGAAGGCAAAUCUCACCCCCGUCUCUUUCAUCGCUUUCUUUACCUUGUAUGGAUUAGUCUACAGCCAAAGUUCCAUUAGAGGGAAUUAACUACAUAGUCCAUACCAAAUAAACAUUUUACAGGUUAAUGAUUAUAUGUCUACACAGCUGUGUUGAAAUUAAAUGUCAUACAGGGCUAAUUAUGUAAUAAGUUAUCAUUUUUUUGCAAGCACUUCAUUUAUAUGGAGCUUGAUCCUUGGGCUUGAUCCGGAAACUGCAGCUGGUUCAGAAUGCAGCUGCACGGGUGGUUGCCAGAGCACCAGUCAUGGCUCAUAUAACACCUGUACUCCGUCUGCUGCACUGGUUGAGUACCGGGUCCGGUUCAAGGUUUUGGUGUUGACCUAUAAAGCCCUAUGCGGACUGGCCCCAGCAUACCUUCGGGACCGCCUCUCCCCAUAUGUUCCCCGGAGGUCGCUUCGAUCAGCUACUAAGAACUUGCUGAUGGUCCCUGGCCCCAGGGAGGUCCGCCUGGCCUCUACCAGAGCCAGGGCCUUCUCAGUUCUGGCUCUGACCUGUUGGAACUCUCUGUCUGAGGAAACUAGGGCCCGGCAGGAUUUGUUAUCUUUCCGCCGGGCCUGCAAGAUGGAGAUGUUCCACCAGGCAUUUGGUGGGGGCUAGGCUGUCCUCUCGCUGGCCAUACCACUGAAUACCUUCCACCAGCCAUGAAGGACAAUGCUGUAUUUUAGUAUUUUAUACCCAGCAAUUUUAAUUGUUUGAUAUGAUGUUUUAAUGUUUUUAUAAUGUUUUUAUUUUUUUAAGCUGUUAAACCGCCCUGAGCCCGUCUGACGGGGAGGGCGGUCUAGAAAUGCGAUUAAAUAAAUAAAUAAAUAUAUGCCUCUUUUUGUAAAAUUACCUUUCUGUUGUGCAUAUAAAUGGAUCAACCUAAUGCAUGUACAUGUAUGAUGAAGUAAACUCUGACUCUAAAUUGC